CAUCUUGGAAGUGGACGCUGAUAAGGAGGAGUGUUUAUGUGAAUUGUUUUUACGACUGCUCAAGAAAUUUGUGUUAAAACAAUGAAACCUGCAAUUUCAAGAGGGAUGUUUUGCUUGUCCCUUGUUCUCCUGCUUUACUGCUGCCUCACUGUUUCCACGCUAACCAUAACCACGGAGCGACGUGCUGUUGAUAGCGAUGUCAGGACUCUGACCAGCAGCAAAAACGCUGCUGCGGCUGCUAAGAGGAGCACCACCUUGUUCCUGCUGACCGGCUACAAGCCACCAUUGCCACCGCUGCCCGCCGGACCUAAAGUGGCGCCGAAAGCAGCUGAGGUGGAAGAUGGAGAUGAUCCACCGGUUAUGGCCGAGCUCCCUCCAAAGCCCCUCCCUCAGACCAUGUUGCCAAAGAACAUGACGGCCGACGCCCUGAAGCCUCCGCUCGGUGCGGCCCAGGUGGCUCCACCUCCAAGACAGCUGGUGGAUGUGGACGUGUGCAGGGGUUACUAUGACGUUAUGGGGCACUUUGACAGCACGUUCAACUGCUCCAAGGACAGCUACAUCUACUGCUGCGGUACCUGUCACUACCGGUUCUGCUGCGAGCACCAGAGGAACCGGCUGGACCAGAACUCCUGCCACAACUACAACACUCCCGUCUGGGCGGACCCACAGGUCCCCGUCACCGUGCCCGUGGGAAACAAGCCCGACCCGGACUUUGAGACGUUGCAGCAGCAGAACAGCAGUACGGCCUAUGUGAUUGGAGGGGUUAUCUCCUUCACGCUGGUGGUGGCCGUGGGCGUCAGGAUUGCCUUCAGCAAGGUGGCACGCCGACCCCGCAACAGGGACAUCAACAUGCCCAGAUCACUGGUGGAUAUCUUGCGUCACCAGUCGAGCCCGGUGCAGCAAGGAGAGAGGAACAACUCCACAGGGUUACCUACCACCACCUCAGACGGACGGACAUCCAAAAACCUCUACACCCCGAUCCUGCAGAGCAAAGACAACCGCAAGCGUGGAUCCCGUAUGAACAACACCUCCCAGCUCUCCUCUGGACCCACCCUGCUUACAGGUAGCGGGAAAGGUCCCAGUGGCGGCGCCGUUGGUGGCGGCAGCAUUAUCGGUGGGGGUAUGAGACACAACAGCAGCCAUCCUUCCUUCUCCCACUCCUUCCACAAUCUGGCCCAGCUGCCGCCGUCCUACGAGUUGGCCAUGAAACCUGAGAUCAACCGCUACAGCUCCCUGAAGAGGCUGGAGAAAGAACUUGACGAGUACUCCAGCUACUACUCCAAACGCCGCCCCAACAACGCACCUCCCUCCUUCCACUCCUCGCAGCACCACCUGCCCUGGGGAGGUGAGUACACGCUGGGAUCCAGGGGCACGCUGCCCCUCCAUGGCUCCCGGCCCCGCAUCCACAUCCCCUCCUCCACCCCGAACCCUUACCCGCUGCCCGCCCAGACUCAGUAUACCAGCUCCAGCUUCGACAGGCCGCCACGCCGCGUCCGGUCCCAGGACCAGCUGCUUGCGCUCGGGGAGGGCAACACGCUGUCCCGCUUGUCCAAGAACCAGCAACACCAGUACUACAAAGCCAUGAUGAGCACCAGCAGGAGCUCUAACUCGCAGACACUCCGCAGGUCCCAUGAGAGGCUUCUGAUCUCACCUGACCGUCUGGAGGACCAGCUGGUGGCGAUGGGUCUGAUGGUUGGAGGAGGUGACAGAGGAGCAGGAAGCGGGAUGGUGCCCACCAUGGGCCGGCUCAGCCACCACCAGAAGGCCCAGUCGCAGCAGAACAUCUGUGUCACGCCGUCCUUGGAUCGCCACCACAUGAUCAAGAUGAACUCCCACCCAACGCCUGGCCACGACCACGACCGCAGCUCCGCAGCCAUGCCCGGGAUGGGCAUGCACAGCGGCUGGGACCCCCACAGCAGCAGCGGAGGUGGAAUAGGGACGAUCGGAGCCCACCACAACGCCCGGCGGAUGGCUUUUGCCAGCAAGAGGCAGAACACCAUCGAGCAGUUGCACUUCAUACCGGGAGGAGGAGGAGUGCAGGGACUGCGGACUGGGAGUAAGAACGAGGUGACAGUGUGAGAGGACGAGGGAGGCAAAGAGUGAGGAAGAUGAAGAGUAGAGAGGUGAAGGCUGAAGUUGUAAAGAAGCUGGAGAGUCAGUGGACAGUGGAACGGGAGGUGGCGAGGCAUUUAGUGGGAGACAUGAGGAGGAAAAGAUAACUGUGAAGAAGAAGGAAGAGGUUUGAUCUCAUGCUGGCUGCUUCACAGGGCUGCACUCUUCCCUAAGAGCAAGCAGUAAACAGCCCCCCCCCCCUUCAUUAAAUAAAAAGUGGUGGAAGACAA
Molecule: messenger RNA, 2342 nt
Organism: Micropterus dolomieu (smallmouth bass)
Lineage: Eukaryota; Metazoa; Chordata; Actinopteri; Centrarchiformes; Centrarchidae
Gene: shisa7b
Product: shisa family member 7
Exons: 7
Coding region: 82-2079 (665 amino acids)
Biological process (GO): regulation of AMPA receptor activity; regulation of short-term neuronal synaptic plasticity
Cellular component (GO): postsynaptic density; dendritic spine membrane; postsynaptic membrane
Source: RefSeq, a predicted model, not a curated record